CUCGUGGGUGUUUGUAAGUGUGUCGUUAAGCUCAAGCUUGAGCCAAACUUUAAGCUUCAAGCCUAAAAAUUGGUAUAGGAGCCGAGCUUGAUCUUAGUGAAUUUCGGCUCGAUUUGGUUCGAUUGUAACCCUAAUUUUUCAUAAAAAAAAAUAAUGCAAAAAUAUUAUUACCUAUAACAUUUUCACUUUGCAACGGUUAAAAGGAGCAAGCAAAACAGCCAAACAGGCCUUACGGACUCGCGCCCAAGCACAAGACAAGGAGGCGGCUCUCUCCUCACUUCCAGUGAGCACGCCGUAAAUCGCCAACGAACUUAACGGGAUAGUUUAGGAUGGACGUUGCACAUUGCUUCCUUGAUGGAAAUGCUGAUGCGGUGGAGUUCUGUCCGCAUGAGUCGCUCCACCAUGUCCUUGCUGCUUCAACUUAUACGCUGCAAGAGGGUGAUAAGCCCAGUCGAUCUGGUAGCAUAUCACUCUUCAACGUGGAUGCUGAUAUGGGACGGCUUGAACUGUUUCAUCGUGUGGAAACUGCGGGCAUUUUUGAUAUAAAAUGGAGCCCGGAUGGAGCCAAUAUUGGUCCUUUGCUUGCUCAAGCUGAUGCGGAUGGUUAUGUGAGAAUUCAUUGUCUAGAAUGCUGUUCCAAUGGAUCUGAAGCUAAAGGGAAUUUUCUGAGUGAGAUUACUGGCGAACAAGUUAGUUCCUCCAUGUGCCUGUGCCUGGACUGGAAUCCCUCAGCCACAUCCAUCUCUGUGGGGCUUUCAGAUGGUUCGGUAUCAAUAAUCUCCCUGCAGGAGUCUAAACUAGAUGUACUGCAAGAAUGGAAAGCACAUGAAUUUGAGCUUUGGGCAACUUCUUUUGAUAUAGACCAGCCACAGUUGGUUUAUACUGGUUCAGACGAUUGUAAAUUCAGCUGUUGGGACUUGCGGGAGUGCCCUUCAAAUUUAGUGUUCCAAAACUCGAAGAUCCACAAGAUGGGUGUUUGCUGCAUCUCAAAAAGUCCAAGUAAUCCUCAUACCUUACUUACUGGCAGUUACGAUGAAUUCCUAAGGGCAUGGGAUGUAAGAUCAAUCUCAAAGCCUAUAAAUGAAACAUCACUCUGUUUGGGUGGAGGAGUGUGGAGAAUUAAGCCCCAUCCAUCAGUGCCAGCACUAGUAUUAGCUGCUUGUAUGCACAAUGGUUUUGCAGUAGUUAAGAUUGAAGGGGAAAAAGCUAACGUGACUGAAAUUUUCAGUAAGCACGAUUCACUUGCAUAUGGAGCAGACUGGCAGAGAGGAGAAUUUUGCAAAGAAGGCAAAAGGAGUAGCAUAAUAGCUACUUGUUCGUUUUAUGAUCGGCUUCUUCGAAUAUGGAUGCCAGAAAGCAAUAUAUUUAUGUGAAUUGGUGUAAAUGGGUGCAUUUCCUUGGCAUCCAGUGGUAAUGCUUUUGGGGAUACCGUAUUUGCACGCAAUUUGAAAUGGGUUUGUGACAAAUAUUGUCACCACUGUACCCUUGCUAUUGUUUCUGUGCGGAUAAGAUUUUUUACUCUUCAUUAUUAAAAAAAUGGAAAAGGUUAGCCUUUUGUUUCUGUGUUGGAUCUCAUUUCUGAAAGAGUUGGGAAGUGUUGAAUCUUUUGGAUGAAAUCCAGUUUUGAUGCUGUUAUUUACCUUAUUAAUGGAUGGAUAUUUCAU
Molecule: messenger RNA, 1664 nt
Organism: Diospyros lotus (date-plum)
Lineage: Eukaryota; Viridiplantae; Streptophyta; Magnoliopsida; Ericales; Ebenaceae
Exons: 3
Coding region: 330-1373 (347 amino acids)
Molecular function (GO): protein binding
Source: RefSeq, a predicted model, not a curated record